Eublepharis macularius is the source of this 3265-nucleotide messenger RNA. Its product is annotated as zinc finger protein 3-like. The record is from RefSeq and is a predicted model, not a curated record. Gene Ontology annotation, biological process: negative regulation of transcription by RNA polymerase II. NCBI's taxonomy places the organism in Eukaryota, Metazoa, Chordata, Lepidosauria, Squamata, Eublepharidae. The transcript is spliced from 6 exons. The coding region runs from base 1 to 1545 and encodes 514 amino acids. Gene Ontology annotation, molecular function: DNA-binding transcription repressor activity, RNA polymerase II-specific.
AUGGAUUCCCUGGAGCACAGAGGCAAAACGGAAGAGGAAGGGUCAGCUGGUCGUCAAGGAGGAAAACGUCAUGAUGCUAUCAAGACUGAGAGCAGUGAGGAAUUCUGGGAAAGAGCCCUGCAGAAGAGCUUGCAUGAGGACAGCCCCUGCAGUGACAAACGGCAGCAAAGCUUCAGGCAGUUCCUCUACCAUCAGGCCGAGGGGCCCCGAGAGGCGGUGGCCCUGGCGGAAGGUUUCCUGCUGAGUCAGAUGGAAGCCAAGAAGCAGGAAGGGCAGGGACCACCCAAAGCAGAGGAGGGUACACCUGAUGCCAAGGAGACGUCAUUGCCAAAGGGGCUCCAGAGGGACCAAAGCAUCACUUCUCAAGGCAGUGGAAUGGUGCCAGCAAUGCAUUCUGGGUCUCCUCUCCUUGGUGAUGGAAUGGAACCAGGUCAGUGUCUGAUGUCUUUCGAAGAUGUUGCUGUGUAUUUCACCAAGGAAGAGUGGGCUUUGCUGGAUCGAGACCAGAGAAACCUGCACUGGGAAGUCAUGAUGGAGAAUUAUGGGAAUGUGGCCUAUUUGGCAGGUGGACAGGAAAGGCAGAAUGAGAGCAGGCCAUUCACACCAUACUUGGAAGAAAAAGGACAUCAGAGAAGGAGAACAACAGAAGAUCAGGCCAGGAAGAAUUGUAAUUCCUCUCCUCCUCAAAGUGAUGACUUGCAUGAAAUCUUAGUGCAAGAAAAAGUAGUCGAAGGAAAGGAAUGGGCUCAGGGGCCCAUGUUUGGGGAAAGCUUCAGUAUGAAGUCAAACCUUAAUGCUCAUUGGCAAAUCCAUACUGGUGAGAAACCAUAUAAAUGCUUGGAGUGUGGAAAGAACUUCACCUGGAGCUCAACAUUAGCUACACAUCAAAGAAUACACACUGAGGAAGAACCCUACAAAUGCUCCGUGUGUGGAAAAAACUUCAGCACUGCCGCAGUCCUUAUUAGACAUCUAAGAAUACACACAGGAGAGAAACCAUAUGUGUGCUUGCAGUGUGGGAAAAGUUUCUGUCAGAGCUCAUCCCUCACCAGGCAUCAAAGAAUCCACACAGGAGAAAAACCCUACAAAUGCUCAGUGUGUGGAAAGAGUUUCAGUGCGAGCUCUGUACUGAGUAAUCAUCAGAGAAUCCACACGGGGGAGAAACCAUUUCAGUGCUCAGAAUGUGGAAAGAACUUUUGCCAGAGGGCAAAACUUAUCAGGCAUCAAGCAGUUCACACUGGAGAGAAACCAUAUACAUGCUUGCAGUGUGGGAAGGGUUGCAGAGACAGACCCGAUCUGAUUUCCCACCAGAGAAUCCACACAGGAGAGAAACCAUAUCAGUGCUCAGUGUGUGGAAAGGGCUACGGUCAGAGCUCAUACCUCAACAAGCAUCAAAGAAUCCACACUGGGGAGAAGCCGUACAAAUGUUCAGAGUGCGGAAAGGGCUUCACUAUGAACUCAGUGCUUAAAAGACACCAAAGGAUUCACACUGGGGAGAAGCCAUACAAAUGCUCUGACAGCGACAUGAGUUUUUGUCCAAAAAUCUAGUCCUAAACGUUUAGCAGGAACUGCACACCCAUAAGAAACUGUAUAAAUGCUUUGAGCAUGGAAGAAGCUUCAAUCCUAGCACAAGCCUUCACAUCAAAGUAUGCACACAGGAACAAACCAUAUCAAUGCCUCUGGUGUAAGAAGAGCUUCAUUUGAAAAUGAAGCAUGGAUUUGCAUCAAAGAAUCAACAGAGGAAAUCUGUGUGUGAAUUCAGGAAAUGCUUGGCACAUAAAAAGAGCCUUCAGGUGCAGAUCAAAACUUCACCUCAAAGGAUUUACUCACCAGUAUAUAAAUAGCAUUUUACUAACUAAUCAAACCUUAAUAAUAAUCCAUGAAGGAUUCUGUUUCUCAUUUCCCUCUCUUGCAAGAAGAUCUUGCUAUAAUAUUACAUUCUCAUGGCUUUCCCACAUGGGAAAACUCCAGUGGCUGCACUCCAAGUGCACUUACAGAGAGUAAAUCCCACUGAAUAAAUGGAACUUCUGAGCAAACCUGCAGCUCAGAAGUUCCUGCAGCUAAAAGCACACUUUUAGUUUCCUGUGGGAUGAGAUUUUUUGGGCAUUUUUGUAAGAUAUAUUUACAAAUAUACAACUUUGAUCUUGGAGAAAUAAAUACAUGGGCUGGACCCAGUGAGAUGUUUCUACAGGUGCCAGGAUUUCUGCCCGUGGAGUGCAACUUUCUCGUCAUUUAGGGCUGCUGAGAUGCUAACUUUCUUGGCAUUUUGGGAAGCUGAGGAAGUCAUAUUCAGCUGGAUCCAGCCCAGCAGAUACCCUGAGAGACAGGACUUUGGUUUCUGAGUGCAGUGACAAAAGUAGUAUGUGGAUCCUUGGUAAGAGGGAGAUCCCUUUUGCAGGGAUCCAGCUAAUGUGAAAAUGGAGCCUUCUCUGUUUUCUCAGCAUGGGGUCAGGGACUCUCUAUGUCAGGGGAAGGGAGAUAGAAUCGCUUCCCCCACUUUGAAAGGGAUGGAGGUCAUAGAACUGUGGUGGUGUAGUAUUUAGAGUAUUGGGCUAGGAUCUGGUAGAGCCAUGUUCGAAUCCCGCUGUGCCAUAGAAGUAAAUCAACAGAGUUGCCACAGUCUAGGGUCACACACCUUCCCGAUCACUUCAGUGAAUUUACCCCAAAACAACCUGAGUGAUCAUAGGGAACCAUCAGCUCAAACUGGGCGGCAGGACAAUCCUAAUGCAAUCAUAAUAAUUAUUUCCAAUGUAAAAUGGAACAGGUUUUCACUCCAUUUCUCGCUGGAAGCUGACUUGGCGUUUUGUGAAAGAUGAGUGUCCCCACUCGGUUGUCCUUUUUCUAAAAUGAAAGUCCCAGACUUUUUAGCCUUUUCUCAUAGGAAACAUUAACCAUCUCAGUCAUCUUGGUUGACAUCUUCUAUACUUUUGCCAGCUCUGUAAUAUCCUUUCAGAGGCACAGCGACUGGAACCGCAGGUCUUGGAGGUGGCUGGCUCUGGGAACCAGUCUGACAUUUGCUGCUCCUUUUCUUUACUAGACAGCUAGGUCCUGCUUUUGGGGGGGGGGGAGGCGGAAUAAGGUGGUGUGAGAUUUUUUAAAAAUCUGUUCUUUUCUGUUUUAUCAAAUUGUUCUGUAAAUUUUUAAUAUUAUUGUUAUAUCGUUUUUAUAUGUUGUUAUAUUGCCUGAGAUGCUUGGGAGAAGGGUGGGUAUAAAAAAUAUACGUAUUUUAAAUAAAUAAAUAAAAUUGGCCCAAGUUUCCCAGUCCAGU